UCCUCUGUUAAUCCAAAGAAGAAUCGCUUUGGCUUAUUCCUGCUUUUAAACCCAACUGUUUCGACCAUGCCCGCCGUGAAUUUUUGGGCUUCAAAUGUGGAUUCGCUCCAGAUGAAACCGUCUCGAGUUUGUGGACAUUAGCCAAUGAUGUCUGUGAUGCCGGACACUGCCUCAGAUCCCAGCAAAUCAGCAUUUCUAGAGUUCGGCCAUGGGCACCCGGCGCAUCCUCAGCACUCCAGCGGAUUGUCCCACAUCUACCCGGUGCAUGGCCUUCACUCAGCCGGACAACCUCAGCACGAGACUCCCUUCUCGCCCGGCGCGACUUACGGCCGCUCGCUGGGUUACGCCUUCCCCGGCCCUGUCAACUCUCACCCCCCGUCUGCGUACAUGUCGUACCAGCCCAACAAUCACAGCAGCAGCAGUCUGGCUCACAGCCGAAUAGAGCAGACAGAUCGCGACAAGUCCGUUCUGGACAACAGGGACGUGCGACUGAACAGCAAAGGCAAGAAAAUCCGGAAACCCCGCACCAUCUACUCCAGUCUGCAGCUGCAGGCUCUUCACCAGCGCUUCCAGCAGACCCAGUACCUCGCCCUGCCGGAGAGAGCCGACCUGGCGGCCAAGCUGGGUCUCACCCAAACUCAGGUGAAAAUAUGGUUUCAGAACAAACGCUCCAAGUAUAAAAAGAUCAUGAAGCACGGCAGUGGGUCAGAAGGGGAGCAUCUCCAUAGCAACAGCUCCGUGUCUCCCUGCUCGCCCGGAGUGCCGCAGCUUUGGGAGGUGACCAUGGCCAAAGGAGCUCCGAUGUACCAGAACAAUUACAUGAACAGUUUUGGACACUGGUACCCGAACCACCACCCUCACCAAGACGCCAUGUCCAGACACCAGAUGAUGUGAGUGUUGGGUGUCUGCUCCCGUCCACGACAAAUCUGUCUUUAGUGUUACUUAUUUUUUGCAUUUUAUUUCUGUUUGGAUCGUCAGAUUUGGACUCUAAAUUUAACGAUCAUGUUUGUUUAUUUUUAA
This is a messenger RNA of Synchiropus splendidus (mandarinfish), 1020 nucleotides long. It is a transcript of the gene dlx4b, whose product is annotated as distal-less homeobox 4b. The record is from RefSeq and is a predicted model, not a curated record. Bases 145 to 894 code for a protein of 249 amino acids. The transcript has 3 exons. Lineage: Eukaryota; Metazoa; Chordata; Actinopteri; Syngnathiformes; Callionymidae. Gene Ontology annotation, biological process: negative regulation of transcription by RNA polymerase II; embryo development; cell differentiation. Gene Ontology annotation, molecular function: DNA-binding transcription factor activity, RNA polymerase II-specific; RNA polymerase II cis-regulatory region sequence-specific DNA binding.